UGCGAGGAAGCGAAAAAGAAGAAAGUGGAAGGAAAAAAAAUCAGAAUUCUCUUAAAAAUGAAGAAGAAAAAGAGGAUUCGGGAGGGGCCGAGGAUGGUCUCGCGGCCGAAUGAACUGGGCCUCCCCUCCCUCCCUGCCCUGGCACUCAGGAGGGUUUGGACUACAACGCCCAAAAUCCACAGCCCGCUGGAGGAAGGUUUGGGGGGUUGCAUUGGAAUGCGUCGCCUCUGGAAGGGGCUGCUGCUCCCCAAGAAUGGGGCUGACCGGAUGCAUUGAGUCCCAGCGGGGUGAUUUGCAAAAAAAAAAAAAAAAGACUAAAGUGCUUGGAUAACCUCGGGAUGGGAGACCACGAGGAAAUCCUGCAAAAGAGAAAAGUGAACAGCUGCCACUUGGCUGCCAAGGAAACCCCCUGAAGCCAUCUGGGUUUUUGCUCCGACAGGUGGAGGAGCACACAAGACCAGGUCUUUGGUUACCUGAAGACCCAACAAGCUAGGAAUUGGGUUACGGGGUGCAAUUUUGGGAUUGGAGCCAAUUCACGAGCCCCUUUCCUUAGGGAAAAACCUGCCUUACCCUCUUUUCCCCCUUUCACCUUGGAACCCUUUCCCAAAAUUAGGAUGUCCAACUCAUUAGGCUUUCCCAAAUCGAAUUGGGCAGAAACCCCCCCUCGGAUCUGGAUUCACGUAACCCCCUCCCCGGAUUUGCAAAGCAUUCAAGAGACUUUAGCUGAAACUGGAGAGAUUCAUCUCCAUCCUCAACAACUAGAAAGUGCAAAAUAAAAGCAUGGCAGCCUGUUCCAGCUUGAGGAGCGUGUUCGAAUACGAAACCAACAAAGUGGUGCGAAUCUACAGCGUUUGGUACGGGAGCCUCAAGUGGAUAAUCCAUUUCAUGGUUUUCCUGUAUGUUAGCAUCGUCCUGUUUGCCGAUCGACGCUAUCAGAAGAAAGAUUCGGUCAUCAGCUCGGUGCACGUGAAGGUGAAGGGGGUGUCCCAGACUGACAAAAGGGUUUGGGAUACAGCCGAAUACACCAUCGCUGCACAGGGUGUGAAUUCCUUUUUUGUGCUGACUAAUAUCAUCACGACCGAAAAUCAGGUUCAAGGACUUUGCCCUGAGUUUCCUCUUGCCAAAGCGGUGUGUUCUACCGACAAGAGCUGCACGAAAGGUCGAGUAGACCCACAGGGUAACGGCAUCCAGACAGGCAAGUGUGUGAAAUAUAACAGCACCGUCAACACGUGUGAAGUCUCCGCUUGGUGUCCUGUGGAGUCAAUCAAAACCGCCCCAAAGCCAGCCAUUCUGGACAGUGCUGAGAAUUUCACCGUGCUUAUAAAAAACAACAUCCACUUUCCAAAAUUUGAUUAUACGACAAGAAAUAUUCCAGCGGAAUUUAAUGUUUCCUGUAUAUACAGCAAGCACAGAGCUUCGCUUUGCCCCAUUUUUCGUCUGGGGGAUAUUCUUCAAGAGGCAGGAGAGAAGUUUUCAGAAGUGGCCGUUCAGGGAGGCAUCAUUGGCAUUGAAAUUAACUGGGAUUGCAACUUAGACAAAUGGGCGCACCGUUGCAAGCCCAACUACGGUUUCCGGCGCCUGGAUGACAAACGAACCAACGAAGCCUUGUACCCUGGGUACAACUUCAGAUUUGCCAGGUAUUACAAGCAGCUGGGUGGAAGGGAGGAAAGGACCCUGAUCAAAGCUUACGGCAUCCGUUUCGACAUCCUCAUCUUUGGAACGGCUGGGAGGUUGGACUUCUUUGAGGUGGUGGUGUACAUUGGAUCAGUGCUUUCCUACUUCGGCCUGGCUCAGGUAGCCGUGGAUUGUCUGCUCACUUCAUCUACGGGCUGCUGUUGCAAACCUGAUCCGGUGAAGGAGUAUUAUUACAAUAAAAAGUGUCAGGAGGUGCUGGGACCAAGAAGCACUUUGUUUUACGUGACUUACGUUGAUGAGCCUGGCAUCCUAAUGAUCGACAAAUUGUCAGAGACCAGUUUGCAGGCCAUCAAGGGCGGGGUUAUUGAGAAGCGCCAAGGGGAUUUUACGCAGUCUUCCCAACUUCCAUAUCGGGACCGGACCAUCUCCCCGCAAAAUGCUGAAGAGCUGCAGCUCCUCCAAAACCGAAGGGAGGGUCCUUGCUUCCGCGAACGUCCUUCUUGGUGCUGCUGCGGAAAGUGCCGGCCGGCAGAUCCUUUUUGGGAACAGCUCUGCUGCCGCAAAACAGACGGGCCCUGCAUCGCCAAUUCCUCUUUGUUUGAGCAGCUCGUCCUGUCCCGAUCCGUGCUGGAAUUCGUUCUGCUCUACAAAGAUCCCUUAUUGGAUCUGAGUGGUGUUGAGGUCGCCAACAAGCCCUUUCGGCACUGCGCUUACGAGAGGUAUAUUCACUGGCGCUUUGGCGAGGGCGACCUGAGUGCCCGGGCUGUGAUCCCCAAUUGUUGCAGGUGGAGAAUCAGAGAUGCCUUUCCGAGCGAGAACGGGGAAUACAGCGGUUUUGGGAAGAAGAAGUAACUGUUGGUUGCACCUCUGUGUUACGGCCUUAAGGGUGGAUAUGCACGUGUGCCAAUUACCGUAUUUUUUGGAGUAUAAGACACACCUUCCCCCCCCUAAAAGUGGGUGAAAAUUUGGGUGCAUCUUAUAGACCGAAUACGGCGGUUUUGGUCUCCCGAACCCUUCGCGCAUCACGUUUUCGCCCUCCUAAGUCCCCAGAAGCACUCUGCAGGCCAAAAAUGGGUGCGUUUUUGGCAAAAACGGGCUGUGCCGAGCACUGCAGAGUUCUUCUGGAGGCUUAGGAGGGCAAAAAUGCAACACGCGGAGGUCAAAAACAAUUCUUGUUUUCCUCCUGUAAAUUUAGGUGCGUCUUACAGUCCGAAAAAUACGGGUAAUCUGUUUUGCUUUUCAGAAAUUGCCAUUUAUGGCUCUGUUGUCAUCUUGGCUCUAACUAGAUCAGUGUUUCUCAACCUUGGAAGCUUGAAGAUUGAGAAACACUGAACUAGAUGAUGUUUAGACUAUGGGAUAAGGUCAGAAGGGAGCAGAGUUUCGAUCCCAGCUCAGCCAUGAAAAUCACCGGAAGGCUUUGUGCCUCCUUUCCCCUGCUCAUCCUUGCCUACCUCACUGGGAUAUCAGGAGAGAUCCAGGAUUGGAAAUAUCAUGGAAAAGGGCCCCGAUUUCUGAUGUUUAGGCAGCCAAACUACUGAACAAACCUGUUCGUUUUUUCCCAGAAACUCAGCAGCGGUUUACCGGUGUGAAAGGACUUGCUAAGCCAGGUUGUUUUGGUUGACUGAUCCCAACACAAAGCCGCCUUUGUUUAAAAACCUCCCCUUGUUUAUUUUUUUUUAAAAACAAGAACCCUUUAUUUUGUUUUCAACCUGCUUGCACUUUUCUUUUUCCGUAGCUCAGCUGUCUUUUCAACUUUCUUUUCCCGUAACUCCUAUCUCAGGAAAUGGGGGGGAAAUGCCUUUCGUUUUCAAGAUUGGUAUCUUCCCAUGUUUAAAUAUCCUUCAAAGCCUGGAUAUUUUCCAUGCAAAAUGUCCCUAACCCUAACACACACAUGUAGAAAUCAGAGUCAUUUGCAAGGUGUGAAGAUGUCCCUCUCCCUUCGCAGCGUUUAUUGCUUUUAGACAGUUUUUACAAGCAGAGAAAGGCAAACUAGCAGCAGUGUUAUUAUUGGUAGAUACUACUCGCCCCCCUUAAGAUGCCAUCAUCCUGAUGGUGAAGGCAAGGUGAGAUAAUACAGACCAGAGCCAGAAUGAGAUCAUACAGGCAUGCAAGAUACAUAGGCAUCUGAGGUGCAGCAGUGUGCUGCACACCCCGAUACCAUGACCUUUAACCUCUACACACACACACACACACACAUACACAGUUCACUUUCCGCAUCUCCAUAUAGAAGGGAGGGAGAUAGAGAUGACGAGAAGGACAGUGCAGAACUGUUCUUAGUGCACAGAAUAUGGCCGGGAGAUGCUUUUUUGCUGUCUAGAAAUUUUGUGAAUUGCAGGGAUGCCGCGUGUGAAAAAUCUCCGGCUGGGACAGCGUAAACAACUUUUCCAUUCAAUUUCAUUGCAUAACAGGACUUUGGUACCUAAAAAAGUCUACACAAAGAGAGACUUGGCCCCACGUAUUUUUUCACAAAUUGCUGUGCUAUGCUGUUUUUAAAAAAUCAUUUGACGGCCUGUUCCAAAGCUGGCCUAGCAAGUUAUUUCAAGUGGGUUUUUUUUUUUUCUUUAUCAGAAGCAUUGAAGCAAACAUAACAUUGAAGUGGCUGCUAACUUUUCUGCGCUCAUCUACUUAAUUGUUGCAAAAUGGAAUCUAUUUCUUAGCACUUUUUUUUUUUUUGCAAUUUCCUUUUAAUCUCAUGUUGCAGUAAAGAUUAUAUAUGGUUGCAGAGUUUGUACAUUUUUUAUACAAUAUGCUCGUGUGAAUUCUCUGUGCAUUGUACAGAUGGAAAUUAAAUUUAUAAGAAUAAAACACUGCGCGUGUGCUUAAUUUCAACUGAUUAAGAAAUUGUAAAGCAUGAUGGAAAUGGUCUGGUUAAAAAAAAACCAAGGAAGAUUAAGUCCUUUGUAGUUGUGAACCAGGAAUUCCAGUUGGCAUUUUCAUAUUUAGACUUAAUUAUACGGCUGUUCUUGAUGUUCUUUUUCCUAUGUUUUUCUGUAGCUAUGCUUGCAUUUUGGUCUGUGACCGUAAAUAAAUUUAUUAUUAUUA
This is a messenger RNA of Pantherophis guttatus, 4677 nucleotides long. RefSeq names its product purinergic receptor P2X 7 (gene P2RX7). Gene Ontology annotation, cellular component: plasma membrane. The record is from RefSeq and is a predicted model, not a curated record. Gene Ontology annotation, molecular function: extracellularly ATP-gated monoatomic cation channel activity; ATP binding; purinergic nucleotide receptor activity. Gene Ontology annotation, biological process: response to ATP; calcium ion transmembrane transport; cell surface receptor signaling pathway. Lineage: Eukaryota; Metazoa; Chordata; Lepidosauria; Squamata; Colubridae.